GGUUGUGGAAGAGUUGAUCAAAGCUGCCGAGUGGUUUGAGAAGUCGGAACGUUGGGAAUGUUUGCUGGAAGUUUACAGACUCGUGACACCGUUUUACGAAGCGAAGCGGGACUUUGCCGCCCUUUCCGAAUGUUUUUCCAGACUCCAAUUUGCCUGCAAAAAGGUUUCCGACUCCAAUUAUGCCAAAAGAAGAUUACUCGGCACUUACUUCCGGGUGGCGUUUUAUGGAGAGGGUUUUUUCGACGCAAUGAGUGGGAGAUCAUUCCUGUACAAGGAACCCAAGGUGACGUCGUUGGCAGAGUUUUCCGAGAGAAUCAUGGAUAUUUUCACCGAGAAAUUCGGCAAAGGCGUCGUUAGAAUUAUCCAAGAUUCUUCACCUGUGAAUUUAGAUGAACUUGAUCCGCAAAUGGCGCACAUUCAAAUUACUCACGUCACUCCGUUCUUUGACGAACAUGAGUCUGUGACGAGAGUUUCCGAGUUUGAGAGAAACCACAAUAUUUCUCG
Notodromas monacha is the source of this 504-nucleotide messenger RNA. Lineage: Eukaryota; Metazoa; Arthropoda; Ostracoda; Podocopida; Cyprididae. The record is from the annotation of a GenBank genome assembly.